GGCGUCACCUGGAGGUUUUGCAGCCCACUGACCCUCAUCCGGGCUCCGGCCCAGAUGUCUUCCGCUCAUGCUCCGGUAGAUCUCUCCCCAUUCCGCCGCCUCCUCCAGUACUGCGCCGAGUCCGCCGACAACUGUCGUCACCACCACCAUGGAGGAAACCCUCGCCGCCGUCCUCUCCUACCUCCCGCCAUCCCCCGUUUCCACCACCGCAUCCCUUUCCUCCUCCCCCGCCGCCUCUGACGACGAGGACCGCAUCAGCGCCCUCCCCGACGCGAUCCUCCGCAACAUCAUCUCCCGCCUCCCCACCAAGCACGCUGCCUGCACCACCGCCCUCUCCUCCCGCUGGCGCAGCCUCUGGGCCUCCACCCCUCUCCGCCUCGACGACGACGGCCUUGUUCCUGCCGCCGUUACUGCCGCGCUCGCCUCCCACCCGGGCCCCGUCGCCUCCGCCCGCCUCUCCUCCGCGCGCCUCGCUUCCGAGGUUCCCGACGUCGUCGCUUCCUGGUUCGCCUCCCUCGCGGACAAGAACGUCGACGACCUCGUCGUCGUCAACGGCUCCUGGACCGAGGAGGAAUGUGAUUGGCGUCCGCCCUCCGGCCUCCUCGGAUGCGCGUCCCUCCGCCGCCUCUGGCUCGGCCUCUGCCGGUUCCCGGACACCUCCGGCCUCCCUCCGGCCUUCGUCAGCCUGCAGGAGCUCGGGAUUGUACAUUGCUCCGUGCAGGACCGCGAGCUCCACGCCGUGCUCCCGCGCUGCCCCGAGCUUGAGAGCCUCGCGCUCGUGCUGACACAGGACUGCCCAAGGUAUGUCCACAUUUGGUCGGGAAGCCUCCAAUACCUGGUGGUCUGGAGGUCCAUGGUCAGAGAGGUGCACCUCGACGAUGCCCCCAACCUGGAGCGGUUGCUGUUGGAGCCGACCGUCCAUGCCUCUACUCACGUCAAGAUCAUUAACGCGCCGAAGCUGAAAGUUUUUGGCUACUUCGAUGUUGGACUGCAUCAGCUCAAGAUCGGUCCGACUGUCAUCAAGGAUGGGAUAAAGGUUAAGCCAAAUGCUAUGGUUCGGACUCUCAGGACAUUGGCAUUGAAGGUGCAAUUUGGAGUCGAGGAGCAAGUCAAGCUAGUGCCGGCCUUACUUAGAUGCUUCCCGUGCCUAGAAACCCUGCAUAUCAUGUCCACUCCUUCUGAAUCACCAGUGAACGUUGAUGUCGAAUUCUGGGAUCAAGUAGGCUACACCGAAUGUGUUAAUUCACAUAUCAAAAAGUUUGUGUUCGAAGCUGCCCGAGGAGAGGAUACCGAGCUGGCAUUUGUAAAGUUUGUCAUGGAAAGAGCCCAAAUGUUGGAGGAGAUGCGCGUUUUUGUGGUUGAUGGUUGCUCUAGAGAUGUUGUGCUAAGUCGUUUAUCUUCAGAAGGGUGUGUAUCUGCAGAUGCUACAGUGACGGUGGAGAGGCAAGAUGUGUCCCAUGCAUGGAGCUUCCAAAGAGCGAGUGACAUAUCACAGAGUGACCCAUUUGAUUGCUGAUUUUGGGAGGUGUUGCGUUAGCUCUUCCAAUUUGCCACAGAAGACUGUCAACCCAGGAGCCAUCUUAAUCUGGAAUCGUGAAGCUUGUAACCGAAUCGAGCAGCAAUUGUGACAGGACAGAGCCAUUUUAAUCUGGAUUGGUGAAGCUUAUGCUGUGUGUGUGCUGUUGCUCGUGCUUGGAGUACAUCUUGCAAAUUUCAUCCCUACUCAUGUUUAACUCGAAUUAAGUUUCUUCGGAAUAAAAGCCUUCAUGAUGACAUGUGAUUGCCUAAAUUUUAUUGACCAGUUCUGCGGUUCCUGCUGUUAAAACAGGGCAUUUGUAAAAUGUUCAGGCGACUGGGCAAUCCUUUAAAUUUUAAAGUGGAGUUGGAACCAUGUGAAAUGCCCAAACACGAAACUGCUAUAAAGUUUAUGACGACGGAAAUAUCUAAA
Brachypodium distachyon (stiff brome) is the source of this 1948-nucleotide messenger RNA. Its product is annotated as F-box/FBD/LRR-repeat protein At1g13570-like. Gene Ontology annotation, molecular function: protein binding. The record is from RefSeq and is a predicted model, not a curated record. The transcript is spliced from 4 exons. NCBI's taxonomy places the organism in Eukaryota, Viridiplantae, Streptophyta, Magnoliopsida, Poales, Poaceae. Bases 149 to 1516 code for a protein of 455 amino acids.